Messenger RNA from Pogona vitticeps (central bearded dragon), 2951 nucleotides. NCBI's taxonomy places the organism in Eukaryota, Metazoa, Chordata, Lepidosauria, Squamata, Agamidae. The record is from RefSeq and is a predicted model, not a curated record.
CUACCCCUGCGCGACCCCUCCCUCCAACUCUAUGGUGGUUCUCACCGCCUAGAGAGACCAGAGCUGGACUCCGUCUAUCCCUGCGCGACCCCUCCCUCCAACUCUAUGGUGAUUUCUCUUUUUUUGCGAGCUCGAAGCUGCUGCGGGUCUCGCGCCCAAGCCGCUGGCUGUUGCGGCCUCAGCAGCUGCGGCCGGAGCCGCCUCGGCAUCGCCGCUCCCAACCUCGGGAAGCAGCGGCAGAAAGGAAGGGACGACAUGAACUCCCGCCCGGCCCCGCUGCCUCGAGCGACUCCCUGGCGCUCCCUGCCGUGCCCGCGCGCCGAACUCCGGCUCGAGCUGGUGCUCUGCGGUGGGCAGACCUUCCGGUGGACCGAAACCAGUCCUGGCUACUGGACAGGUGUGCUAGCAGGACGGGUUUGGACCCUCACCCAGUCUGAGGAGCAGCUGUGGUACACGCUGCACGAUGAGGAGAAAGAAGAGGGCAGCCGGGAGGAAGAGGCCCUCUCUGAACCACCGUUGAAGAAAGGGAAGAAACAGUCGCAGCCGGACGCGAGUCGUCCUGGAACGAGCGACCGCUCUGGCAGCCAUGUGUCAGGAGAACUGCUCCGAGGGAUGGACGGGUUGACUCCCUCACAGAUCCUCCAGGACUAUUUCCAGCUACACGUAAAUUUAUCUGCGUUGUACCAGGGUUGGUCUUACGUUGACUCACAUUUCCGGGAAGUCGCUCUGAAGUUCCCAGGGGUGCGGGUGCUGCGCCAGGACCCUGUGGAGUGCCUCUUUUCCUUCAUCUGCACCUCCAACAACCACCUGUCCCGCAUCACCAACAUGAUUCAGCACCUGUGCCAGGCCUUCGGGCGCCGCCUCUGCCAACUGGACACGAAAACAUACCAUGCCUUUCCCUCCCUGCAGGCAAUGGCCGGAGCUGACACAGAAGCCCGGCUGAGGGAUCUGGGUUUUGGGUAUCGGGCACGGUUUGUUAGUGAGAGUGCCCGUGCCGUCCUGAAAACUCUCGGGGGCGCUGCGGGCCUGCAGCAGUUGCGUGCCGUCCCUUACGAGCAGGCUCGGCACGCCUUGUGCACCCUUCCCGGGGUGGGAGCCAAGGUGGCUGAUUGUGUGUGUCUCAUGUCGCUGGACAAGACCGAGGCGGUGCCGGUGGACACCCAUAUAUGGCAGGUUGCCAAGCGGUACUAUGGCCAAGAGCUGGGCAUGGGGGCCCGUAGCGUGACCGAGCGGGUGCAUCGAGAGAUCGGGAACUUCUUCCGGAGCCUGUGGGGACCAUACGCUGGAUGGGCACAAGCGGUUCUCUUUUGUGCUGAUCUGAGAAAAUACCAGGAAGCUUCAGAUUCAGACGCCAAACUCCGCUGUGCCAAAGUUGCCCGGAGCAGCUAUUCUACCUUAACAUAAUAAUUCCUCUUUAUCUUCGCUAUCAUGUUUGUGUGUGUGUGUGUAUGUAUGUAUCUGGCGAGUCAAAAACUACUUCUGCUGCAGGGCUGGAGCCAGAGAGAAACCUCCACCCUGAAAACGAGGCACCGUCAGAGCUGUUGAAGAAAGUCUGAGGAGUUUUGUGUUUGGCACACCUAAAUGAGCCACUUUUCCUGGAUGUUUCCUCCGCUCUCCUUCCCCCCAGGGGUUUCUUUGUGAUAUAAACUUGAUGUGUAGCAGCCAUGUAAUAUAGAAUGCUUUUCUUGUUGUUUCCGUCCUUUGCUUUGGUGAUACAGUAUUAUAGCGUAGAAUAGACCAUUUCUCUCUCUCUCUCAGGCCCAUUCCCUCCCUACCAAAACCUGGGCCAUACAUUUAAAGUUCGGACUAAAAGAUGGAACGGUUACCUCACUUCAGAAGUGGCAUUACACACGGUCUAAUUAAACACUCAGCUAGACCCUGUGACAGUGUGAGGUGGGCAGCACGCCUAGCAGUAAAGGGUCGCCACGUUCCCCCCUUCCCACACCUCAAGCUAGUUGGGUCUCCUCAGCCUAACUCUCACUGUGGUCAGAAUGUUGGCCAAGAUGUCACGGAUAUUGAAAGGAGGGGGAAAUAUAUAUUUCAAAGUGGUGUGAGAGAGGUUAUGCUUUUAUUUCACAGCCUUCCCUUUCAUUUAUAUGCAAUGUGGCAAUGUACAACUGUAAAUGCAAAGCUGUUGCCGCAGGUCGCAUCCAGCUUCCUGUGUGGACAGGUCUGUGCUUUAGAUUUUUCUUUAAAUGAGAACCUGAAAUCUGCACUCGAUGUAGAGAUGAGAGCUCUAGGAUAUUUGCUGGUUGCUCAGUGUUUGGAACAGCUACUCUUGAGUUAUUAAAACCCAUUGCUAAACAAGGAUCAUCCUGAAAGGUACUUUGACCUCACUGCUAGUUUGAUGCCGCCGUGCCCAUUCCAGCUGCUGAGAAGCGCCUCUUAAAAAUGCCUUUAUUUCUUAGCCUUGUAAAAAUAGGCCCUCUUCCUUCAUCCCAGAGUGUUUGUAUAUUCAUGUAUAUCAAACAUCAUUUUCUCUUGCUUCCCUUUAUGUCCUGAAGGCUGUUCUCCAGUGUAUUACUGAGGCUCAGCAACUUAACAUUUUAUCCCUCAAUCUCCUUUUCUCACAUCCUUUCAAUUUGUUUCUAUAAUGAAGGUUCAAAUUUUGUCUGUAUAACAACCCAAAACUGUGGGUGGGCUGCAGCCAAAGCUUUUUAACGUUUGCUGAUUGGAGCGGAAGGGCUUAAAGAUGUGCUUGACUCUCCUUGUCAAAAUGAGUGGGAAUUUUAGAAAGCACACCACAUUGGGCUGGCUCGUGGCCAGUGUUUGUAUUGUCUGCAGUUCCAGCAAACCCUGAUACUCCCCUUAUUCACCCUGCUUCCUUUUAUCCUGAUUACUUCUAGACUGUAAGCUGCUUUGGGCAGAGACCUAUUUAUUUUUAAUCCUUUUAUAAAGUGUUUAACCAAUUUCUAAGUGCUGUUGUCAAGAAUAAUAAAUAACAAGCAACA